Molecule: messenger RNA, 705 nt
Organism: Stereum hirsutum FP-91666 SS1
Lineage: Eukaryota; Fungi; Basidiomycota; Agaricomycetes; Russulales; Stereaceae
Product: Osmotin thaumatin-like protein
Exons: 5
Coding region: 1-705 (234 amino acids)
Source: RefSeq, a predicted model, not a curated record
AUGUUCCCCACUCUCCUUUCUGUCAUUGCGGCCGUCGCCGCUCUGGUUCACGCCCAGAGCCUGAAUGUGGUCAACUCUUGCCCCCAUCCGGUUUUCCUCUAUAUGCAGUCUAGCUUUGGUACUAUUGACAACAAUGUCGCGGUUGCCGCAGGCCAGAGUGCCAAUCUACACAUCUCGAGCAACUGGGAUGGCGCAGUUAACGUCGGAACUGGCUGCAAUGCUGAAGGUACUGCAUGCACCACUGGUGGUCCAACUUGGGAUGGUCGUACACCCUUCUCGAGGGCCGAAUUCAACUGGUGGGCGGUUCCGGGAAUCGUGACCUACGACCUUAGCAUGUUUUAUGGUUACAACGUCGGGAUGAAGAUUUCAGCCGGUAACUGCGAUGCGUUCUCUUGUACCAUGAGCUCCGGAUGCCCUGUCCCGGGUGACUCUUCACUCGGAUAUACCUGCUUCAGUCCCUGCUGCUCCUCCGCCGCUGCCUGUGCCGGAGGUGCUCUCCCUCUUGUCGGCGGUGGGUGCGUUAACAACGAAGGCCCUGGUCCGCACUCUCCGUUCUAUGAAGACACCUGCUACAAUGCAUACGCCUUCCCAGACAACGAUGGUGCAAAUAAUUCCCAGAGGGACUUCGUCGUCGAGAGCUGCAGCACUCUCGAUGUCACUCUGACGCUCUGCCCCAGUGGGCCCAGCUCGCACUACACCUCGUAA